AUGGCCAAGAAGAGAAAGAGGCCCAGCAGGCAUCCUCCAAUCACCAACAAGCCUCUGUCUCCCAAUCCCCGUACCACUGCUAAUAAUAAUCCCACCCAUCCUGUCAUCUCCCUCUACUACUCCCAUGUCCUCACCCUGAGGCAAUAUCUCCUACGCCAACUGCCUGUUUCCUCCAAACUGCGCCGUCGUCGAAUUGCCUCGUUGAGUGUGGCCACCGCUGCAAAAGACGAAGAUCAUCGGUGGUCAUCGCACCUCCCAGAUCUUGUUCAUUUGCUGGACACUACGCUGGUUGGAGUACUGCACGAGUCGUCUCCAAUAAUUAGCCAGGAACGACGACGGGAUUUGGCUGUUUUUACGGAGUCGCAGUCGCAGUCUGGAUCGCAGUUGGGCAGCACGUCUGCGCAAUCUGAGAUCGUCGAAUAUGUCAUUGCGACAUUGUUCAACCGCAAUGGCUACCAGCGGCCCCAGCAUCUGCUCGCCCAUGGCUUUCAGCGAUUCAUGGGCUCCCGGGCAAACGAGCCUCAAACAAUGACCAAUAUCCCAGGCAUUAUGGUCCAGUAUCCGAAUAAAAAUGUCCAAAUCUUGCAGCAGGUUCCCUGGACGGACGUCCUCGAUCUUCUGGGGAGCAAUGGCGAGGAAGUUAUGCUAAAGCUGCUGCUUGACUGUGGUAUCUUUCCUUGUAUAGAUCAUCGAAAAGGCAUCUAUUAUCAGAUUAGUGGUUUACCGUUGCCCGUGCUCGAACCGCUGGACAAGAUAGGCCCAGGAUCAGACCAGUCUCUAUUCAAGUACAAUCCGCCACCCUUUCCAAAGCCAGGGAACAAGAAUCAAGAUACCCAUAAAGAGCUACAGGUCAAGCCAAAUAGCAUCAUCUUCCUCCGUCGACGUGCACUUUAUGCUCGUCCAAACCUCAAUGCAAAGGGACAAGUUCGCUUUGGUCUAAAACAUGAUCAUGCACUAAAUCGCUUUCUGUCGGCCGAUUCUUUGGUGCAGACCGUGCGUCUAAUGCAACAUAUCUUCCCUAGGCAAUUUGGUUUAACUAAUGUAUUUACAUCAACGGAUACUCGAGAACAAGCCCAGUCAUUCAAUCACUCCUUUGGACAUCACCCCAUACAGAACAAAUACCUUGGACAGAGCGAAGAUGGGCAAGAUGAGGUGCGAAAAAUACCAAAACGGCUUCGUGGGGAGCCAGUGGAGCUGGUCCAACAGCUCCAGAACCGACACAAGCACUGCUCCUAUGCGGAACUACUGAGAUAUUAUUGUUCUUCUGAAGCCACUGGACCGUGGAAACUCGGUCCUGCGAGCUCUCAGUCCGAUUCCGACAUCAGUCAUAAGUCCAUCUCCCAGCCGUUGGUCACCCAAGAACAAGUACCACAAUCAUCCUCCGGAUCGUUCGAUGAGUUACCACGGGAAGAAACAGACUGCAAAACGCCUUCGCUACCACAGCCAAGCGUCACUUUGACAGACUAUGCAACGCCUGCCUCAUCAGUAUCGGCCUUUUGCCGUGCCGUUCUGCGAAAACUGAUCCCUCCCCAAUUCUUUGGCACAGGCCAACAUGGGCCCUCAAACCAACGAGUAAUGUUUAAACAGAUUGACCGGUUUAUUCUUAUGCGUCGGUUUGAAAGUCUGAACCUUCACGAGGUCUGCCAGGGCAUCAAAAUCACCUCAAUUCCCUGGUUGGAACCUCCCAAGUUGACGUCUGAACCGUCUCGAUGCAAGCUAUCCCAGUCCGAUCUGCAGAAACGCACCGAGCUGCUGCACGAGUUUAUCUACUAUCUAUUCGAUUCGAUUCUGAUCCCACUAAUCCGGGCUCAUUUCUACGUCACCGAAUCGCAAACCCAUCGCAACCGUCUCUUUUUCUUCCGCCAUGACGUCUGGCGUAGACUCACAGAACAACCUUUGACUACACUCAAAUCAAGUGUAUUCGAAGAAUUGAAACCUGAGAUGGCGCAGAAGGUCCUGGGUCGACGAUCCUUGGGAUAUAGCUUCCUACGGCUUCUUCCCAAGAGCACGGGUGUUCGUCCGAUUAUGAAUUUGCGACGGCGCGCAUGGGUGAAAUGCAAUUGGCCAGGAAAGCAAGGCUCCUACUUAGGACCGAGUAUCAAUUCCACGGUCACGCCUAUUCACAACAUGCUCAAUUACGAAAAAGCACGGGGUCCUGGUGCGUUAGGUUCGGCUUUACUCUCUGUGGGAGACCUCCAUCCCAAACUAAAAAACUUCAAAGACGAUCUCCUGAAGCAGCAUGGGGCAUCCUUGCCGACCUUGUAUUUUGUGAAGGUUGAUAUCCAAUCCUGUUUCGACACUAUUCCCCAGCAGAAGUUGAUCCGUCUCAUCGAGGAGCUGGUCUCCGAGGAGGCAUAUCAUAUCACCAAGCAUGUAGAACUUCGACCGUCCGAUGAAUUUGGUGGUGUAUGGCCUUCAGAAGAACCAACCCGCUCAAACAAGCCGCAGAGAAAGUAUGUUGGUCGGGCCGCUCCAGCCUCCAAGCCGCAAUCUGUACCAGAUGCUUUCACAAGUGGGGUGACGAGUCGUCGACGAAACACAGUAUUUGUCGAUACUUUAGCACAGCGCGAGCAUCACAGCGAGGAUCUAUUAGAUCUGCUAGACGAGCAUGUCCGAAAUAACCUAAUAAGGAUUGGCAAGAAGUACUUUCGCCAGCGGAACGGAAUCCCUCAAGGGUCCAUGCUCUCAAGUCUUCUGUGCAAUUAUUUCUAUGCAGAGCUGGAGCGGGAGGUGCUAGGCUUCCUACACCCACACCAGGCCCUGCUCCUCCGUUUGGUAGAUGACUUUUUGCUUAUCACGUCCGAUGUCGACAUGGCAAUGCGGUUCCUACAAGUCUUGGUUCGGGGUCAACCGUCGUACGGAGUGUCCGUACAUCCAGCCAAGAGUCUUGUGAAUUUUGCAGCGGCCGUGGACGGGAUACAGAUUCCGCGACUCAUGGGAUCUACACGCUUCCCGUACUGCGGCAACUUAAUCGAUACACACACGCUGGAAAUUUACCGUGACCAAGACAGGGUGCUGGAAGGCGGCGAUACGGCCGCAGAAACCCUGUCGAACGCUCUCACGGUCGAGUCCGCCCGGGCUCCUGGUCGUUCCCUUCAUCGCAAAGUCCUAGCCGGCUUUAAGCUGCAAAUGCAUCCAAUGUACCUUGAUGCGCAACACAACUCCCGGAAUGCAGUCCUACUUAACCUAUACACCAACUUUGUCACCUCCGCCAUGAAAAUGUACCGAUACCUGAAAUGUCUCCAAGGACGCGCGCAUCCAUCAGCACCAGUUAUCAUUCGCACCAUCCAGGAUCUUACGCAGCUAGCCCAACGACUGGCCCGCUCGCGACGCGGAGAACAAUCCGAACCAUUGUCAACAAACACACAAUGGGCGGCGCCCAUCAGUGACGUACCGCCGUCGCAGGUGCAGUAUCUCGCUGCCUCUGCGUUUCGGUUCGUAAUGGGACGCAAACAAACACGGUACGCGGUAGUGCUGCGCUGGUUGGAGAGUGUGUGCAAGAGCGCACGACCGAAAGCAGAUGGGACGGCCGUGCGGAUUGGGCAGGUGAUAAGGCAGGGGAAUUCGACGUUUGGGGAAUGGCGGUUUUGA
Molecule: messenger RNA, 3591 nt
Organism: Aspergillus chevalieri
Lineage: Eukaryota; Fungi; Ascomycota; Eurotiomycetes; Eurotiales; Aspergillaceae
Product: telomerase reverse transcriptase
Exons: 5
Coding region: 1-3591 (1196 amino acids)
Biological process (GO): telomere maintenance via telomerase
Cellular component (GO): telomerase catalytic core complex
Molecular function (GO): telomeric repeat DNA binding; telomerase RNA binding
Source: RefSeq, a predicted model, not a curated record